This is a messenger RNA of Oikopleura dioica, 1689 nucleotides long. The record is from the annotation of a GenBank genome assembly. Lineage: Eukaryota; Metazoa; Chordata; Appendicularia; Copelata; Oikopleuridae.
AUGAACGAACAAGCGAUCCUGCAACUUAGAGAGCAGACCGUCCAGAUUGUCAGCGCCCUCAAAGCUUUUGUCAACGAAAAAUGCAAAAAUGAGGAUAAAUUCAGCCUAGUGUUGAAAACCGCUGGAAGUACCUUUCUUGCAUGCUAUGUCUACGACAUUGUCUACAAUCAUGACAAACAUUUCACCGAUCGAGUCAAGACACAAUUCUUUCAAAAACUACGCGUUCUGCCCGUCAUUGGUCCAAAAAUCAAAGCUGAGGUCGAAAAGGCGAAAAGUUCAGUGAGAAACAACAAGGACUUGUACAACCCAUCCUAUUUGCUCGAGUUGCCUGCCAAGUCAAAGACGGUAGACGAAAUGAAACUCAUUGUACAAGAUUACCUCGAAAUGGACACGAUUGAUUGGAGAAAUGGAAGAGUGCAGGGAGCUGUCUACGACCACGACGCAGAUCUUAUCGAAAUCUCAGCGAAAGCAUAUGAAAUGUUCAUGUGGUCAAAUCCACUUCACGCGGACGUUUUCAAGGGAGUCCGAAAAAUGGAAGCAGAAGUUCUCGCCAUGUGCUUGAAACUGUAUAAUGGCCCGAAGGACUCUUGUGGCCUGUUCACAUGCGGAGGCACGGAAUCUAUUGGGCUCGCAGUUCUCAGCGCUAGGAACAUCGCCCUAGCGAAAGGCAUAAAAUGGCCUGAAUUGAUUAUGCCUGCUACUGCACAUCCCGCUUUUGACAAGGCCUGUGACUACUUCCGAGUUAAAAAGAUCAAAGUGCCUGUUCACCUAACUACAUAUGAAGCCGACGUUCGAAAGAUGAAAUCAGCUAUCAGCAGUUCCACUUGCUUACUUGUCGGAUCUGCACCGACUUACCCUCAUGGAGUCUAUGAUGAUUUCGCGAAGAUAAACGAAUUAGCUAAAAACUACAAUAUUCCAUUUCAUGUCGACUGUUGCUUGGGUGGCUUUAUAAAUCCAUUCGCUGCUGCGGCUGGAUACAGGAUCCCGACUUUUGAUUUCCGGCUCAGUCAUGUGACCUCGAUCUCAUGUGACACACAUAAAUAUGGGUAUUGUCCAAAGGGGUCGUCUGUUGUUAUGUUUCGAACGCCCGAAAUACGCCGAGCAGCAAUCUACAGUUGCACUGACUGGCCUGGUGGAGUUUACGCCACGCCAACUUACGCAGGAAGUCGUUCGGGAGCAAGCAGUGCAACUACAUGGGCGUGCAUGCUUAAAAUUGGGCAUGCAGGCUACAUUGAAAGAACAAAGUCCGUUCUCGAUGCUGCACGGGCUUUGCGAGAGGGAAUAAGUAGAAUCGAAGGGCUGAAAAUUAUGGGAAAAAGCAUCGGCACUGUUGUCGCAUUCACAUCCAAUAAGGUCAAUAUCUUCCAGCUUAUGCACGAUCUUGCUUCAAAGAAAAAAUGGAUUUUCGGACCACUGCAAUUUCCAUCUGGGAUUCACAUCACUGUAACGCGAACGCACACUAAGUCCGGAGUCGUGAACACAAUUUUGAAGGACAUUGAAGAGCUAAACGCAGCGCUCUUAGCUGCGGGCUCUGAAUAUGUGAGUGACGCAGUAGCGGUUUAUGGACUCGCACAGACAAUACCAGAUAGAUCUAUCGUCGGAUCUAUAGCUGCAACUUUUAUUGAGACCUGUCUGGAUACAAAUGUCCAGCAAAUUGCUGAAGAAGCUGAGGAUACAAAAAGAGGCUGA